Closterium sp. Naga37s-1 is the source of this 1302-nucleotide messenger RNA. The record is from the annotation of a GenBank genome assembly. NCBI's taxonomy places the organism in Eukaryota, Viridiplantae, Streptophyta, Zygnematophyceae, Desmidiales, Closteriaceae.
AUGACAGCCCGGCUCAAGGAAGCAGCACAGAGAGCAUGGGACGGGAGGGACCUGCCGUUCCUGUCUCUGCAACCACCACAGCCAUCAGUCAUGCAUGGUCUCAGGCCUCAACCAGCAGAAGACAAGACGUGCACUGCAGCAGCCGCAUCGAGCCUUUUGCGUGAGCUUGGCGAAAGGGAGGAGAUGGAUACACAGCAGUUAUCGAGAGCAGCAGACGCCAUCGACAAUGCAUUGCUCCACUCGGCAACAUCGGACUCUUCCUCGCCCCUUUCCGCCGCGCAACCAUCCACCUCCCCGCUCACCCCCGCGCCCCUCCCUUGCCCCUGCGCCAUCUGCUCCCGCCGCGCGCUCAUUUCCGCCUCUCUCCUCCUCUCCGCCUCCGCGCUUCCCGCAGACUCAGCCGAUUCCGCCGCGGCGGCUUCCGCGCAGACGGCGGAGGCGGCACAAGCGGCGCUCGCGGCGGUGCGCGGCGGGAAAUGGCGGUGGCAGGAGGAGCUAUUCGCGUGGAUGAUGGCGACCGGUAUGAAGGAGUAUGAGGAGAGUGUAGAGGGGUAUAAGCUGGCUUUAUUCGAGCCGCUUAGAUCGGAAAUUGGUAGAGUAACAGGAGGGCAGGGUGGUGAAGCAGUUGGAGGAGAAGGGACGGUGGAAUCUGGGAGCGAUGCGGUUUUCAGAGUGGUGGAGAUCGGUGUAGGAGCAGGCCCCAACUUCCGCUUCUACACCCAGAACUCGUUACAGACACAAUCCGCGCCAGGCAGUGCGUCAGCGAAAUUAAACGCAUUCUCAAGCCUGGAGGAAGGUAAGGCGUUGUGCUGUUUGUACCCUCUCCUCUUCUCUCGCCUCCUUUUCUCCCCUCUCCUUUUCUUCUUCGUCUCCUCCUCUUUCUCCUUGUUCUCCCUCUCCCUCCUUUUCUCCCCCCCUUCUCUGUCUUCUUCUCCCUCCUCUCCUCUUCUCUUCCUCCUCCCUUCUCCUUCUCCUCCUCUCUUCCCUCCCUUUUCUCCUCUCCCAUCGCCCUCUCUCUUCUCUCUCUCCCUUUUUCUCACCCCGUCCCUCCCAGCUAUUACUUCCUGGAGCACUUACUAUUUCCUGGAGCACGUGGCAGCACCGCAGGGCACCGCUCUGAACACCUGGCAGCGGCUGUUGGACCCACUGCAAUCUGCACUGGCAGACGGGUGUCAUCUCACACGCAGCCCUUUGACUGCCAUCAAGCUCGCGGGGUUUGGUGCGGUGCAAGCAAGGGAGGUCAUGGUUCCGGGGCUCUCGUUGCUGGCGCCACAUGUUGUCGGCACGGCUGUGAAGGCUUAG